Messenger RNA from Pseudomassariella vexata, 1235 nucleotides. RefSeq lists its product as uncharacterized. The record is from RefSeq and is a predicted model, not a curated record. The coding region runs from base 615 to 908 and encodes 97 amino acids. Lineage: Eukaryota; Fungi; Ascomycota; Sordariomycetes; Amphisphaeriales; Pseudomassariaceae. The transcript has a single exon.
CCGGCGAUUCGUCUGUGCUGUUGAUUGACUGCUUCGUUCGAUAAUUGACAGUUGCCUGCCGCUGGGGGGCUGGAGUCCGUCGCAUGUCUGGGUUGUUAAUAAUAAAAAUAACAAUGCUUCCCGCCCGGUGACCGUUGCAAUGCCACAUCUGCCUUGAAAGCCAGAUAUUAUCGGCACUCGUCGACUGCGUCCCAUUGUAUGAUAGAUAUUAGGCGUCGGAGAAAAUAAGGUCGACCUCGUCCUGCAGUGGUGGUGCGUGCUUUCUAGAACCUCGCACAACCCAGCAGUCUAACUAAGCAGGGUGUGUGGUCAUGGUGACUCGAGGAGUGGGGGGGCGAGUGGUGGAGGCAGACAUGUCUCACCUCGCCAACCUCCUCGGCCCUCAAAUCCAGCUGCGCUGAGUGGGAACUUUUUCUUUUCUUUCUUCCUUUUCGGUGCCCAGCUUAACUCCAGAGCGUUCGCCCGUUGUGGCCUCGUAGUGGAACUUCAGACAACGACAAAUUUCAGAUGUUCAUGCCAUCUGAAAAUCUGCGACACCGCCACGGGGUCGAUCAGGCCCGACAAGUUUCGCAAGUGACGAUGCUGAGGCAGAUUGGGUUUGGAACGGUCCAAACAUGUACUGUGGUACCGGCCGGGGCGUCCAGGGAUGCCGCAUCAUCCGAGCCUACCUAAGUAGUGCAUGGGUCUGCACACUAAACCGUCUACGAUGCGAGGUGCUGAAAAGGGUGACGAGAUCCUUCAAAAACAGACUUUGCAUAGUCUGGAUGACAGUUACUUCUUUCCCAGGAUGGGCUUGUUCGUCCUUGUCUCAUCAUCAACCGGGACAGAAAAACUACAAUUGCGAAGCGUGUUCAAGUGGGAGAACGAUCCCAAAAGUGUCAGAGUGGAUCGCAAAGCCCGCUUCGUGAUUAGGGGAGCACCAGCAUUGAUGUCUGCUGCAGGUUUCGUUUGCCAUCGAGCGGAAUGAUGUGCAUCCAAAGUGGAGAGUCGCAUCGAGUCAUGAAACUGGCCGAAAUCAAGUGUUCCUUAAAGAUUUGCAUGACUUUCUCUGCGCCGUGAGAAACACCCAAGACGCAAGGUGAGAAGCACCAAUGCUUGGCCCAUUUCAUGAUUUCGGCACCCAACUGAAGGAUUGUGAUGAGAUGAGUCCGUGAUAUCAAGUGUCAAGGCCAACGUAUGCCGUGAUGAGUUGAAGUCUUUGUCACCACGCGUUAGUGCCUCGUGCGGCUUCCACG